GUGAGAGAGAGAGGAGAGAGAGAGAGAGAGAGAGAGACAGAGAGAGAGAGAGAGACAGAGAGAUAGAGAGAGAGAGAGAGAGAGAGAGAGAUGUCUGAAGGAGGGACUUAGAGAAGUGAGGAGUUCCUGGUUCAGCCUUAAGAACAGAAGAGAAGCAGCGUUUCAGACCAUCAGAGCCUGAAAACAUGAACGUCCAUCACACUUUGAUCUGCUGCUUCCUCCUCACACUGCAGGACGGAAACUCUGGUCUCUUCGAUGCAGAAAUCCUCGAACGGACAGGAACUGAAGGAGGAAACAUCACAGUCGGCUGCAGCUUCACUUUCUCUGGGAAGACGAAGAUCUUCUGUAAGAACAAAUGUAAAGAUGAUGAAGACAUUCUCAUUGAAACAGAUGAUGUCACAGCUCACAGUGGCAGAUACAGCAUAGAAUAUACAAGAGGAGCUUUUCUAUCUUCUCCAGUUCUCUAUGUGAGCAUCACAAAUCUGACUAAGUCUGACACAGGAUGGUACAGAUGUGGUUUGGACAGAUCUUUGACAUUCUUCUCAUCGUACCAGGAGAUCGAUAUCAGAGUUAAAGAUGCUCCAACUACUUCAGAACCAAAGUCGACUCUCAAACCUUUUUCAACAUCUGUCCCAUCAGCCUCAACACCUUCAUCAGCCUCCCCACCUUCAUCAUCCUCCACACCUUCAUCAUCCUCCACACCUUCAUCAUCCUCCACACCGACAGCACCGACAGCACCAGCUGCAGGUGCAGGUCCAGGUGUGCUGCUGUAUGUGGGUCUGACUCUGGUCGUCAUGAUCAUCGUAUUAUCAGGAGCUGUGCUGAUAUUCUGCAGGAAGAGGACCAGUAGGACCAAACCUGAAGAACCUCCUGAGGAAACUGAGUACGUUCACGUCAUAGAGGCCAACCGAGUGUACGAGGAGAUCAGAGAGGAGGACCGACGGAGCAAAUACAACAAACCCAACGGAGUUGAGACCACAGAGGAAUACAGCCUUGUAACUGCAGCCAGUUCUCAGAGGAAGACUGAAGACGCCUCCGGUCAACUCACCUACUCUGAGGUGGAUUUCUCUGGCGGUACAGCCGCCUCGCUCCACGGCGCCCCCUGUGGUGACGUAGAUAACGUGGUCUACUCCGUUCCUCGGGUAGAGGUGAGCUCGGACGCUUCCCCUCCUCUGUACUCUACCGUUACUUCUCAUCAGCUGUAGCUCCACGUCUCCUCUCAGAGGCUCUCCAACACAGAGAGGUCUGGAUGAGGAUUCAUCACCUCAGAGAACUCAGGUUAUUUUGAUAACUGUUACCUUUAAAGGAAUCAGUGAGAUUAUCAGUAAACUAUAGAAGCUAACAUUUAAACAAUGACAUGUUUCUACAAGCUCUUUGUGUUCUGCACACAUUUAUAUAUAUUUAGUUAUUGCACUUAGAUGAUAUUAGUUAGAUAUUGUGUUUAUUUUUAGGUGAUGAAUCUAGUCAUCAUGACAACAACGGCCUUUAAAAUGUUAAAUUUUUUAUCUUUUUGAUUCCAAAUGCUCAAUGCUUAUUUACAUUAUACUGUAUAGUUGGAGUCGUUGAAAAUAAACUUGACAUGACUUGAAUAUCGGAUGUUUUCUGGCAGUAAUCAGCAU
Sebastes umbrosus (honeycomb rockfish) is the source of this 1619-nucleotide messenger RNA. RefSeq names its product cell wall protein RBR3-like. The transcript has 7 exons. Gene Ontology annotation, molecular function: transmembrane signaling receptor activity. The record is from RefSeq and is a predicted model, not a curated record. Gene Ontology annotation, cellular component: plasma membrane. NCBI's taxonomy places the organism in Eukaryota, Metazoa, Chordata, Actinopteri, Perciformes, Sebastidae. Bases 186 to 1205 code for a protein of 339 amino acids.